Paramisgurnus dabryanus is the source of this 2515-nucleotide messenger RNA. RefSeq names its product target of myb1 membrane trafficking protein (gene tom1). Gene Ontology annotation, biological process: signal transduction. Gene Ontology annotation, cellular component: membrane; endosome. Lineage: Eukaryota; Metazoa; Chordata; Actinopteri; Cypriniformes; Cobitidae. The record is from RefSeq and is a predicted model, not a curated record. Gene Ontology annotation, molecular function: ubiquitin binding; clathrin binding; phosphatidylinositol binding.
AGUGACGUCAUCGAUCGAGUUUGUUUGAGCAGUAGGCUACAUCUGAUCAACCCAAAGCUGAGACACAGUUCGCAUCAGCUCGGAUAUUUGAUGGAGUUUUUCAUAGGAAAUCCUUUCUCUACACCUGUAGGUCAACUCGUAGAAAAUGCCACAAGUUCUUCUCUCCCAUCAGAGGACUGGGGCCUUAACAUGGAGAUCUGUGACAUUGUCAAUGAAACAGAUGAUGGAGCUAAGGAUGCCGUCAGAGCGAUAAAAAAGAGGAUUUUAGGAAAUAAAAAUUUUAAAGAGGUUAUGCUAACCUUGAGUGUGUUGGAGGCCUGCGUCAAAAACUGUGGACACAGAUUUCACAUGUACGUGUCCACCCGAGACUUUGUGGAGAACGUUUUGGUCCAGACGAUCCUGCCUAAAAAUAACCCUCCGAUGAUCCUUCAGGAUAGAGUCUUGAGGAUGAUACAGGCGUGGUCCGAUGCCUUUCGUAGCUCUACAGAUUUGACGGGCGUAGUGACCGUGUAUGAAAAUCUCAGGAGAAAAGGCGUGCAGUUUCCAAUACCUGAAGCGAAUGGCUAUUCCCCUAUUCACAGCCCUAACAAGACUGCUACAUCCAUGUCUCCAGGAAGCAUGCCUGCAGAGAGAUGUGCUGUUACAGAGUCGCAGUCCCAAAAUACAGAUGCACCACUUGCAAUGUCACCUGAACAGACACAAAGGUUGCAGACAGAUCUUGAGAUGGUUCGUAAAAAUCUAUCCAUAAUGUCAGACUUGAUGUCUAAAAAGGAUUCUGGAAGGAUUCAGCGAUCUGACACAGAACAGUUACAGCAGUUGUAUAUGAAGAGUAAGGAAAUGCAGGGCCACAUGGUGGAGCUCAUACCCAGACUCACAGAUGAGAAACUUACAGAGCAAUUACUGACCGCCAACGAUAACAUCAACGCAACUUUUACACAAUAUUACAGAUUUGAAAGACAUCUCCAACAACAGAGCAACACACAGACGGAAACUCAACACCAACUAAAAGCCCAAGGUGCCGUCGCCCAAUCAACAGUCAGCACGCUGUCCAAUCAGAUGGCAGGAUUGAGCACAAAAACGGAAGACUUCACCCAAAAUAGAAACGGCUCACUACAAAAAAGCCCACAAAACAUUGUAGCAGUUGAUGGUCUGGCUGCCCAACCCAGAAAGCAAGAGGACACCGGCACGGAUGACAGUCUAGACUCCACCAACUUCAGCAGCUCACCUCAGUUUCAAUGGAUGAUUGCAAAGGGAAUGAUUCCUGUCGAUCAGAAUGACAUCAUGGACGACAUUGAGCAAUGGCUUAACGUGGAUGUUGAUGAUUCAGAUGGAGUCACGAGUGAAGAGUUUGAUAAGUUCUUGGCGCAAAGAGCAAAAGCAGCCGAACGUCUUCCUUCAGUAACGGCGUCAAUCUAUGACCCAGACAGCUCACAACCAUAGAUCUUUAUUAGAUUUACAUCCUGUGUCCUGCGAUGAAGAAGCCCACAGACAAAAACUUUGUCCUGGGUGGAUUUAAACAACAUGAACUUAAGCGACACCUGGACCUGUUAACAAUUUUCUGCAUUGUUGUUUUGCACACACACACAAUCACUUUUAUGUUUCCUUUAACAGUAGGUUUAAUAGUGUAUAUUUUUUCCUUGUGAAAAUUAACUUUGAUGACAGGUAAAGUAACCAUAAUUUGGGUGGAUUGAUUACCAAUUGUAUAACCAUAAACAUUAUUGUUUAACAUUAGUUACUGUAGUGCGGGGUUCCCUAAAUCUUACCCUGGAGGAGCCGGAGCACUGCAGAGUUUGGCUCUAACCCUGAUCAAACACACCUGAGCAAGCUAACCAAUGUAUUCAUGAUCACUAGAAAAUCACAGGUGGGUAAGUUUGAUUAGGGUUGGAGCUAAACUCUGUAGUGCUCCGGGCCCUCCAGGGUAAGAUUUGGGGAACACUGAUGGAGUGGGACAAUGGUAAAUUUGUGGUUAAACCAUGGUUAAUUUUUGUAUGGAUUUAUGUCUUUUGUCAAACCUUCGAGGCAGGUUAUGAUGGCAAGUCUAAUUGUACUGCAAAAUACAAUCUGGUAUUUUAGUACUGCAACAAAUUUGACUUUUCCACCUUAAAAAUACUGUUUUGUUAUAAAAAGACACUUUCUGUAGUAAAAUAUUUUGCUUUUAAAAAUAUUUUCUUAAUAUCUCGGAGGAGAAUAAGCUCUACGGUAAAGCGUGAUAAAUGCGCCUUAUUUAAAAUGGGUAAGGUUAAAGCCAAUUAUGGAUGUAUAUACACUGUAUGUAUCUUAUUUGGCUGCUUUAAUUAAGGUGAAUUUUACAGUAAGUAAAUAUUUUCUUACGAUGACUGUUGUUUACUUCCACUCAACCUGUAGUACUUGAACUGUUAAUAUAUUUCAAAUCCUUAUUAUAUUUAAGUUUUGGGUUAUGUUACAGGAUAUUCAUUAAAAUUAAGUAAUUUACAAGUGUUGGAAUGUUGAUGUGUUUAUAAUAUUAAUAAAGUCAGGUUCACAGGGCAUCCAUUGA